CCGCCACUCUCUCCUUAAAUACCAACGCACCUUUCUCCCUUCCCUCCUCAGGAGUCAGAACUCAGAACUCAGAACUCAGAACUCAGAACUCAGAACACAAACCCUUCUCUUUCCACACUCACCAAUGCCUUCGCUCGCACUUUCCCUCAUCGCCAUUGCUUUCAUAACCCUCCUCACUCCUUCGGAGGGGAGAAUCCCGGGAGUCUACAGCGGCGGCGCGUGGGAGAGCGCGCACGCCACGUUCUACGGGGGGAGCGACGCCUCGGGGACAAUGGGAGGCGCCUGCGGCUACGGGAACCUCUACAGCCAGGGCUAUGGCGUCAACACGGCGGCGCUCAGCACGGCGCUCUUCAACAACGGGCUGAGCUGCGGUGCGUGCUUCGAGAUAAAGUGCGCCGACGACCCCAGCUGGUGCCACGCCGGCAGCCCCUCGAUACUGAUAACCGCCACCAACUUCUGCCCUCCAAACUACGCUCUCCCCAGCGACAAUGGAGGCUGGUGCAACCCUCCCAGACCCCACUUCGACCUCGCCAUGCCCAUGUUCCUCAAAAUAGCACAGUACCGCGCCGGCAUCGUCCCUGUUUCUUACCGCAGGGUACCUUGCCGGAAGCAGGGAGGGAUAAGGUUCACGAUCAACGGCUUCCGUUACUUCAACUUGGUUUUGAUCACGAACGUGGCGGGUGCAGGGGAUAUCGUGAGGACGAGCGUGAAAGGGUCAAAGACUGGGUGGAUGAGCAUGAGCCGGAACUGGGGUCAGAACUGGCAGUCAAACGCUGUUCUGGUUGGUCAGUCACUUUCCUUCAGGGUCACAGCCAGUGACCGACGCACCUCCACCUCCUGGAACAUUGUUCCCGCCAGUUGGCAAUUUGGACAAACCUUCACCGGCAAAAAUUUCAGGGUCUAAUCAUGUUUCUUCGUUCCUUUUUCUCGAAAGAAAAAAGGAUCACCUCUAUGUAGUUUUGAAUUUACCUUGGGAUGUGGAUAUAAGGGAAAAAAAUUGGAGAGAAAGUUAAGUAAGUGGUGUUAGUGAUUAGUGAACUUUUUUGACUUUUUUCUUCUUUGUCUUGUCUUGAAUGUGAAAUUGUCAUUGUCUUGGUAUACGAGUUUGAAGUUUUAUAGUAGGAUUCGAGAAAAAUGGAGGGAAGGGGCUGAAGUGGCUUCAAAUGCAUGAGCCCGCAGCUAUGUUUCUUAUAUAUUUAUAUAGUAUGAAAAGAUCAAGUAUGUUUAUCUUGUUC
Messenger RNA from Cajanus cajan (pigeon pea), 1235 nucleotides. Its product is annotated as expansin-A4. Gene Ontology annotation, biological process: plant-type cell wall organization. Lineage: Eukaryota; Viridiplantae; Streptophyta; Magnoliopsida; Fabales; Fabaceae. The record is from RefSeq and is a predicted model, not a curated record. Gene Ontology annotation, cellular component: extracellular region.